AUGACUUCCAUCCUCUCAUCACCAACCGUAACAACAGUCCAGUCUGUCAAGACUGCCCCCGCCGCCCCUGCCUCACCACUGCUCGCCUCCCAGUACAAGCGCAAGACCAUGAGCAUCACGCAGACCUACUACCUGGCCCACAAGGCCCGCGGCAAGCUCUCCUCGGAGGCUGCCCGCCCCGACCACAACCUCCGCCUGCUCGUCGGCCACGCCAACCUCCUCGACUCCCUCAUGCUCGAGCUCGCCGAUGCCGAGCGGGAACAGGAGUCGUGGUUCAACCAGUCCGUGCGCGGCGCCUCCCCCAAGGCCGACGACCGCCACGUGCAGUGGGCCGACACCGUCGUCGAGGACCCCGAGGAGGACUGGCAGGCCGAGGACGCCGACUCGGACUCGUCUUCCGACUCGGACAGCGACAUCAGCGAGGACGAGGAGGACGACAUCGAGAUGGUCGAUGUCAUCCCCCUGACCCGGGUCCCGUCCAAGACCCUGGCCUCGCCCACCCCCAUCCUGGUGGACGACUUUGAGGACGACGACGAUGAGGAGGAGGACUUUGCGUCUCUGACCCUGACGAGAUCGCCGUCACACUCAGCACACCCGCCAGAGCUCGACCACGACUCGGACUUCUCAGAAGACGAGUCGAUGCCUCCUUCACCGCCCACCACCGUCCUGCCUACCUUCUCCGGCAAGCAGGAGCAAGAAGUCACGGUAUCAGAAAAGACCUUCUACGACGACGGAUAUUACCUACCGGCCCGAAAUCCCGCGAGGCUGGUCUCGGCGAUAUCAGUGUACUAG
Thyridium curvatum is the source of this 792-nucleotide messenger RNA. RefSeq lists its product as uncharacterized. The record is from RefSeq and is a predicted model, not a curated record. Lineage: Eukaryota; Fungi; Ascomycota; Sordariomycetes; Thyridiales; Thyridiaceae. The transcript has a single exon. Bases 1 to 792 code for a protein of 263 amino acids.